AUAAUAGAAAAAAAAUUAUAAAAGCAAUUCAAUUAAUAGAAAUUUCAUAUUUCCCAUGUUCAGUGCAUACUUUAUAUUUUAGUAUAUUAAAAGGUUUUAAUGCAGCUAAAGCAUUUAAAAAGUAUAUAACUAAUCUUAUUUUAUACUUUAAUGGUAGCUCUAAGCAAACUGAAAACCUUAAAGAUACACAACAUAAAUUAAACUAUUUAACAGUUUAUGAAGUUUUUUUAGAUGUUAUAACAAGGUAG
This is a messenger RNA of Scutellospora calospora, 248 nucleotides long. NCBI's taxonomy places the organism in Eukaryota, Fungi, Glomeromycota, Glomeromycetes, Diversisporales, Gigasporaceae. The record is from the annotation of a GenBank genome assembly.